Messenger RNA from Ahaetulla prasina, 1993 nucleotides. It is a transcript of the gene TPD52, whose product is annotated as tumor protein D52. Gene Ontology annotation, cellular component: cytoplasm. Gene Ontology annotation, biological process: B cell differentiation. The record is from RefSeq and is a predicted model, not a curated record. The transcript has 7 exons. Lineage: Eukaryota; Metazoa; Chordata; Lepidosauria; Squamata; Colubridae. Bases 1 to 708 code for a protein of 235 amino acids.
AUGGACUGGCGAGAUAUGGAUCUCUAUGAAGAUUACAAAUCUCCUUUUGAUUUUGACACUGGAGUUAAUAAAAACUACCUUUAUUUACUGCCCAGCAUGACUUUCUCCCCUCCUGAAUCUCCUAUACUGAAGAAUUCUGGUCUGUUGAAAAAUGAAGCCAUUCCUGAAGGAGAAGAUGCGGUUGCUGCAAUUAAUGUAGAAGCUCUCUCUGAAGAAGAACAAGAAGAGCUUAGAAGAGAGCUUGCUAAGGUAGAAGAAGAAAUCCAGACUUUGUCACAGGUGUUAGCUGCCAAAGAGAAGCAUCUAGCUGAACUAAAGAGGAAACUAGGCAUCACUUCACUGCAGGAACUGAAACAAAAUAUUUCUAAAGGGUGGCAAGAUGUAACUUCAACAAAUGCGUAUAAGAAGACAUCAGAAACAUUGUCUCAGGCUGGACAGAAAGCUUCUGCUGCUUUCUCAACAGUGGGUUCUGCCAUCACAAAGAAGCUGGAAGAUGUGAAUAUACGCUGUCUACAGCAUUCAAUUAGUAUGCCUGCUAUGAGAAAUUCUCCAACAUUCAAGUCAUUUGAAGAAAAAGUGGAAAACUUAAAGUCUAAGGUUGGGGGAAAUAAGCCUGCUGGAGCUGACUUUGGAGAUGUCUUGAAUUCUGCUGCCAACGCCAGUGCCACAGAAACUACUCCAAAGCAGACUGAAGAGGAGACUCAAUGAUUGCCUCACCUUUGUAUUGUCCACUGCCAGAUGCUGCAAGCAAAUGCUGAAGUGCAUCACCUCUGCUGUUGACUCCUCCAGUAUGUUCUUCUGUUUAGCACUUAGCUUUCCAAAUAUUUAAUAAUUUCUUGAGGUUCAGAGUAUUUUUGAAAUAGGAAAAUACACUUGCCUUUGUUAAUCUGCAGGACAGGAAUUUUUAUGUAUUUUGAGGAUUAGGCUUAAUUCCGGUCUAGAUAAUCACUAUGUUACUGCAUUACAAAAAAUUAAAAACAGCUGGAACAUUAUGCACCUGGACAUUUACAUUAUGAACCAUCACCUCAUGUAUGCUUUCACAGACAAACCUUGAAAGUCUUUGUCUAGCCAUUAAGUGGAUACUCUUAAUUGAUACUCUUUCACUAAUAUUCUUUGGCCAAAUAAAUUGGCCUGAGUUUUGCAAUGGCUACUGUACCACAUAUUUUUUUUUUGCAGUUUUCAAAGGUGAAGAAGGGGUAGCUUCCAAGAAUGUCAUCUGAUUUAUUGAAAUUUUCCAGAAAAUAUUUCUUUUGACAGAUCCCAGCCUGAGACACAUCUUUUCCUUGGAGGUUACAAGCGAAUUUAAUUCAGUUUUUGCCUUGUCUACUGAAAGUUGCAGAAGUAAAAUGAGCUUAUAGGCAUGAAGCAGAAUGAUAAAUGUAAAAGCCUAAUACAGCACAGUAGUGUUUUCAAAUCAUUCCAUGCUAUUAAAAGUGUCAUAUGUUUAUUCCUCUCUCGUGAAUUUAAAUCAUGGGACAGUAUAUUCCAUCCUCCUCUCAAUUAUAAUUGGUUGAAGCUGUGGGCAGUUUGUAUACUUAUGUACAUGGAUUCUAGGAGCUUGCAUCUAUAAAAAAAGCCCUUCAGUGAAAUAUGAGCCUAUCUAAAUUAAAAACCCAUGUUGAAGCUUGAGAAUAUUAUUAAAUAUUGCAAUCAUAGGUCAGUUUCAUAGAUAAAAUGUUAAUUAAAUUUGUUGCUCUAAAAAGAUUUAAUUUUGCAGAAGCAAAAUGUACUCCACCUUUAUAUGUUUAUUUUUUGGCACCUUAUAAAAUAAGUUUUGCAUAUGUUUUUGCUACUUUUAAUCACCAAGCUUAAACUGAACUAGAACACAUCCUUAAAAUGCACCGUAACUUGGGCUUUAUAACUGCACCAAAAACGUUACACAUCAUAUAAGUCAACUUACGCUGUAUUUGACAGCUUUCUGUAGCAUUUCAGAUUUAAUCUGAAUACUUGAUUACGUAUACAAAUAAAAUGCAUUGUAUUGUCAAACACAAAA